UUAAUUUUGGGUCUUGUAUACAGGGAAGAAUGUCCAAGAUUUGUCAGGUUUUAGACACUGGAUUCUACGCUGACUCUGUGGAAUGGUGUCCAUGUGACGGUAAUCAUGACAUCCUGCUCUGUGGAACCUAUCAGCUGGACGAGAGUCAAGAAAUGAAACAAAGCAAUUCUGAUGAAGCAAAGAAAAUGAACAAUCAAACUAGACAUGGAAAUGUGCAGGUCUACAAACUAAACACAACUGAUGAAUCCAAUUCAUUAACAAAGACUUCUGCUAUUGAAAUGCCAGGUGUUCUUGACAUUAAAUGGAGCCCAGAUCUGGAUGGAGAAAACCCUGUCUUUGGAUUGGUCAAUUCUGUUGGUACAGCUGAACUGUAUGUGAUGAACCACAGAGAUGAAAUGGGUGGUGGAUCCACAGCUACUGAGAUAACAAAGCUUGCAGGGGUGACCCUCGGAGAAAAUGUAUUGGGUUUGUCCCUAGACUGGGCAAACAGAAUUACUAAGAGUGACCCUCCACAACUGACUACCUCCUCAUCAGAUGGUCAUAUUCAUGUUCACCAGCUGAUUUCAGGGGACCUCACUCUUCUUUCCUCAUGGAAAGCCCAUGACUAUGAAGCUUGGAUUACAGCCUUUAAUUACUGGGACACCAAUGUUUUAUUUUCAGGGGGAGAUGAUUGCCGACUGAAAGGCUGGGAUCUGAGACAGAAAUCUACCACACCCAUCUUCUCCAGUAAAAGACAUGAGAUGGGUGUGUGCAGUAUUCAGUCUAAUCCAGUCAGAGAUCAUCUUCUCUGCACAGGCAGCUAUGAUGAACACCUCUUAGUGUGGGAUAACAGGCAGAUGAAGCAGCCCCUGGGUGACACCCAGUUAGGAGGGGGGAUAUGGAGGGUGAAGUGGCACCCAGAGCAUGGUCACUUGAUCCUCACAGCCACUAUGUAUAAUGGCUAUCAUAUAGUGGAUGCUCAUUGUGUAUCAGAUGGGAAAAUGUCUGUGUUACAUCGCUAUGAGAAAGAUGUCUCUCUCGGAUACGGUGCAGACUGGUGUCAUAUUGUCUCACUCAAAAAUCUUAUAGCAACUUGUUCAUUUUAUAACCAUUCUCUUCAGUUAUGGCAGUUUGAAGUGCAAAACCAAGAUGUUGGAUAAAAAAUUAUUAAAAUAAAUAAUU
Molecule: messenger RNA, 1161 nt
Organism: Saccostrea echinata
Lineage: Eukaryota; Metazoa; Mollusca; Bivalvia; Ostreida; Ostreidae
Product: diphthine methyltransferase-like
Exons: 8
Coding region: 30-1139 (369 amino acids)
Molecular function (GO): protein binding
Source: RefSeq, a predicted model, not a curated record